UUAUUAGUGCGAAAAGUAGACGGAUAAAGAAGUAAACAGACGAUGCAACGGAACGGCUAAGAAAACUCGCGGCAAUUGGAAACGUAACGAAAAAGACGUCGUUACUAGCGACCAGAGAGCCAAGUGGCUACACGUGUAUGUGUUUUACGGGCGGUGCGCGCGCCAACUCCGCAAAAAGCGUACUACUUUUAACCUUAGUUGACAUUGAAAUGUACCCGCUUAGUUGGAUGUCCACGAUGUUGGCAUUCGUUAUUAAUUAAAUCAGCCGCCAACAGCUGAGCGAGUGAAAGAGAAAGAGUGAAAGGGCAAGAGAGAUAGUUAACCGAUACAGGCCACUUCCACUUCCAAACGAAUCGGAGCAGCGCAGUCAACAGGAGCAGCGCAGCCAGCGGCGCAGUCAGCAGAGGCUUGGUAAUUAAAAGGAAAGACUGAAACGAAAAGAAAAGAACGAAAGUCGGAAAGUCGCAAAGUCGGAGAGUCGCAGUCUCAGUCGCAGAGAUUCCACUCGUGUCGCACGUCCGUUCGUUCCCACAUUGUCGUUAUAAAAAUAGCAACGCCUUAAACGAUCGCAUCAACCUCAUCAACAGAACACCAUCAUCAAAACCAUCACCUCCUCUUCCUCCUUCUCCGCUUCGACACCGCCGUAUCUCAUCUUCAUUAACAAGCAGCCCGGCAGAAUUCCAACCUGCCGUUUCGGCAGCCGGCAAGAUUUCACUGGAUCUAAUGGCCAAGGACGAGGAGGAUGAUCUGCUGCCCGACAAGGAUGCGGCCAAGGGCUUCUAUGCCAAAUACGAGCCCAAGGAAAUUCUGGGCAGGGGCAUCAGUUCGACCGUGAGACGAUGCAUCGAGAAGGAGACGGGCAAGGAAUUCGCUGCCAAGAUCAUCGACCUGGGCGCCACCACAGAGGCGGGCGAAACGAAUCCAUAUCAUAUGCUCGAAGCAACCAGACAAGAAAUCUCAAUACUGCGCCAGGUCAUGGGGCACCCCUACAUAAUUGAUCUGCAGGAUGUGUUUGAGUCAGAUGCAUUUGUUUUCCUCGUAUUCGAGCUGUGUCCCAAAGGCGAGCUCUUCGACUAUUUGACAUCCGUGGUGACGCUCUCCGAAAAGAAGACGCGUACCAUUAUGCGACAGAUCUUCGAGGGCGUCGAGUAUAUACACGCCAAGAACAUUGUCCAUCGCGACCUCAAGCCCGAGAACAUCUUGCUCGACGAGAAUCACAAUGUUAAGAUCACGGAUUUUGGUUUCGCUAGGCAGCUCCAGGAGGGCGAGAAACUGACAGAUCUGUGUGGAACGCCUGGUUAUCUAGCGCCGGAAACGCUAAAAUGCAAUAUGUUCGAAGGAUCCCCCGGCUAUUCGCAGGAAGUGGACAUUUGGGCCUGUGGCGUGAUUAUGUUUACGCUGCUCGUCGGUUGUCCACCUUUCUGGCACCGCAAGCAGAUGGUCAUGUUGCGGAAUAUCAUGGAGGGCAAGUACAGCUUCACCUCACCGGAGUGGGCUGAUAUUUCAGAGGAUCCGAAGGAUCUGAUACGCAAAUGUCUAGUCGUUGAUCCUGCGCAACGUAUCACCGUCAAGGAAGUAUUAAGACAUCCAUUCUUCAACCAAAUGGUGUUAAUGGGUGACCGCCGGCAUGCACCGGCUCCGACUUUGUCGGCCGCCCAUUCGAGCAACAGGUACCUCCUCGGUUCCGAGGCAUCAUCGUACCGUUUUGGGCAGUUAAACAGCAGUAGUGGCGGUGGUGCCCCCGGUUACCUAUAUUGUGCGCCACAGAGCUCCUACUCGUCGAAUCGUAUGCGUGACGGGCCGUUUGAUGAUGCAGCUGCCUCCGUAUCCGCCUCCGCCACCUGCCAUGCCAUGUCAUCCAACUCAUCCACGUCUGCCACGGCCUUGGCAAACGCCUCCAUGGCAUCCGCCACCUCACACAAAACGCUAACGGCGACAGUGUACUAUCAGCAACAACCGCAGCAGCAUCAGACGCAGCAGCAGCAGUAUCACCAACAACAGACGACGCAACUGCCGAUGCAAUUGCAAUUGCAUCAUCCGCCAGGCAAUGGCGAUGGCAAGCAAUCGGUGUAUGCACCUCCUUCAGUGCAGCUGCGGAAACAGAGUCGCUUCAACGCGCGCAAAAAGUUCCAAUUCGCCAUAUUAGUGAUACGGGCCGUUAUCCGGAUACGGCGCCUCCGCUACACCGCCGAGCCGCUACACGUUGAGGAGGCCAUCCGGGAUCCAUAUCGCGUCAAAGUUCUGCGCAAGGUCAUCGAUGGCUGUGCCUUCCGUGUCUACGGGCACUGGGUUAAGAAGGGCGAAGGCCAGAACCGCGCCGCCCUCUUUGAGAAUACUCCGCGCACCGAACUGCACGCGCUCUACAUCAACAAUCUCAGUCGAUAGGCGGCAACGGGGGCGUGGUCGCUGAGCUACAUAAGCACACACACAAACACACACACAUAAAAAACAAACAAUCAACUAGCAAGCAAGCAACCAACAAACAAACAAACAAACGAAUUAGCAAAAGUUACUAAGAAAAACAGGAAAUUGCGAUUGCAAAAGGAGAGACACCAAAUAGGAUUCAACCUUAAACGGCUCGUUGCGAUUUCGAAUUCGCCUCGUUCUGGAUCUGGGUUUUUAUCUGGGGCUUCGAGAAGCCCAAAAUCAAAGCCUCAAACCAAACACACAAUCGCAGGUGUAGAUAUACAUACAUGCCUAGUUAUAUUACCUCUCUCUGCCUUUUUUCGUCCUUGUGAUUUUGUUUAAAUACUUUUUAUUUGAUUUUUUAUUUUAUUAUAUUUUGUUUUAUGCGCCCGCCAUCUAGUGUUAUCAGUUAGUGUAGAGUAGUUGGGCAACAAACUACUAUAUAUAUAUAUACAAAUAUAUAUACCCCGUGUACAGUGAUGUAUUACCCGAUGCCAGAACGAGCCGAAUCGGAUAUAGAUAUAGGUAGAGCCGCGGACAGGUCCUUGCCUCAUUAUCCAAACCCAACUACACCCUCACAAGCAAGCAUACAUGCAUAUGUAUUUUCUGUUAAUGAUUCUAUUAAAUUAUUUAAUUGUAUUGCUAAGCGUUUACAUUUUAAUUGUUAUGUUGUAGUAUACACAAUAAAUAAAUCAAAAAAAAAAAACAAAAAAACA
Molecule: messenger RNA, 3122 nt
Organism: Drosophila eugracilis
Lineage: Eukaryota; Metazoa; Arthropoda; Insecta; Diptera; Drosophilidae
Gene: PhKgamma
Product: phosphorylase b kinase gamma catalytic chain, skeletal muscle/heart isoform
Exons: 11
Coding region: 724-2385 (553 amino acids)
Biological process (GO): protein phosphorylation; glycogen biosynthetic process
Cellular component (GO): phosphorylase kinase complex
Molecular function (GO): ATP binding; calmodulin binding; phosphorylase kinase activity
Source: RefSeq, a predicted model, not a curated record